AUUUUUCUGUUUCUUAAAUUUGUUCCUGUAAACUAGUGAGGCUAGAAAUCCCUUGAAGCUUCUAGAAAACUGCAUACUGAAUCAACAUCUUACUGAUAUGGGGAGAAAUAAAAUCGCCAUAAAAAAAAUACCAAACGAGCGAAAUCGACAAGCAACCUUUACCAAAAGAAAAUCCGGUUUGAUAAAAAAGGCCAUGGAACUAUCAAUUUUAUGCAGUUGUGACGUUGCAUUAAUAAUAUUCAAUUCAAAUGACAAGCUGUAUCAAUACUCAAGUAUGGAUAUGGAGGCUAUAUUACUCAAGUACAGAACUUUCAAAGAUAACAAGCAGCAGUUGGGUAACAAUGACUAUGUACGCCUCUUCGGUCGAGAAUCCUCUAGAGGAAAGGAUCACAUGAAUUAUUACCAAGAUAAAUGUUAUGAUUCUGAACUAGAUGACGUGGAAGAGUCCGUGUCUUUUGAGAGAAAACAAUCAGCCGCCGAUUUCAACAACUAUUAUCCUAAACGACAAUCUAACAUAAAUCAGCCUGAAGAUAAAAAUGAUGCUCUCCUAAGGGAGGCACCAUUACGGGCAUCGAGGGUUACCCGAAGUUCUGCUAAUAACGGCGCUCAGAAAGCUGAAACUCCUAACCAAAAUGGAAAUGCAGGAACCAAUAAUGCCAACAGCAAUGACGUAAAUUUUUUAUACGCGUCUCAGUAUGCAAACCUACCCCUACAUUUUGACUGUCAAGAUGAAGGGGGAGAAAAUAGCGCUCAACAGCCUGGAGUCGUUAAUGCAACUCUAAAGCUAGAGCGCUCACCUAUCCCAUCAUCUGGAAUUCGAGAUUACAAUGGAAAUCAGUAUAUCCAAUUCGCAUCCAGAAACUCAAGAAAUAACUCGAUAUACAACCAAUUUCAUCCAGCACCGAACUACAUGGGAUUCGCUUAUUCUCCAGCCAGUCUUUUAUGUAACCCUUCCAGAUGUUCAGUACCUGGGUUUCAAAUUAUUCCACAAACAACUCAAGUUCCUGUGUCAUCUCAAAAUCUUCCCUUAAAUUCCAGCGAAGAAAAAAAAAAAACCAGGCGUACCCUCCAAAAGUCUGGAAGUAACCUGAAAAUCGCUAUUCCAGACAAAUCCAGAGCUCCUGGAAUGGUAUCUGCCUUGAGUCCUAAUUCCUACACCAUGCCCCUAAUUCAAACUCCUACAAGACCAGUACAAAAUGCAGCCCUGUUUGCCACCUCCAUCUCACCAUCUUCCGCCACUACUUCGUCUCGCUUUGAAGUGUUUCAUAUGGAUAACUAUUAUGGAUUUCCAGGAAUCGUCACAGGAAAUAUUUUGUCGGACAACAUCUCGAACCUAACGAAAGCUAUACCAGUUCAAAAUCCUAUCGUGUCUGCCACCCCCUACAACAACUCUAAUGAAAAUAUGCAUGUAACAUAACAUGUGUCUCUUACUAGGCCGAUCAAAUGAAAAAUCUAACACGAAAAUUUGUAAAUUGCUAUCUUUUCGUAUAACCUCAUAAGCUUAGUAUCAUCUUUGAAAUGAAAUAUAGAACGGAAUCACUCUAUUCUCAAGACUCAAAAUAAGAUUAAAUAAAGUUAUUCAAUACAAAACGUAAGACAGACUAACC
This is a messenger RNA of Schistocerca gregaria, 1607 nucleotides long. RefSeq names its product transcription factor mef2A-like. NCBI's taxonomy places the organism in Eukaryota, Metazoa, Arthropoda, Insecta, Orthoptera, Acrididae. Gene Ontology annotation, biological process: positive regulation of transcription by RNA polymerase II. Bases 98 to 1417 code for a protein of 439 amino acids. The record is from RefSeq and is a predicted model, not a curated record. Gene Ontology annotation, molecular function: RNA polymerase II cis-regulatory region sequence-specific DNA binding; protein dimerization activity; DNA-binding transcription factor activity, RNA polymerase II-specific. The transcript is spliced from 3 exons.